This is a messenger RNA of Paramisgurnus dabryanus, 1453 nucleotides long. Its product is annotated as F-box only protein 2-like. NCBI's taxonomy places the organism in Eukaryota, Metazoa, Chordata, Actinopteri, Cypriniformes, Cobitidae. Gene Ontology annotation, biological process: ERAD pathway; SCF-dependent proteasomal ubiquitin-dependent protein catabolic process; glycoprotein catabolic process. Gene Ontology annotation, cellular component: SCF ubiquitin ligase complex; cytoplasm. The record is from RefSeq and is a predicted model, not a curated record. Gene Ontology annotation, molecular function: ubiquitin protein ligase activity.
UUUUCUUGGGUCAUUUUGCUCAUCAAGAAAAACAUCUUAAUUUAAGAAUUUUAAGAUAUUUUUACUGAAAAAAAAGGCAAAAAUACUAAGACAUUUUUUUCUUGAAAAUAUUUUUUUUUGCAGUGAAGACACUCCAUGUUUCCAUCACCAUGAUUACAAGUGCAUUGUAAAGUAUUGCAUCAAAAACAAGUGAUGGAAACAACAGAUUUCGAAUAGAAGUACCUUAAUUUGCAAAAAAGUUUUUACGCUUUAGGUGGUUUUUAUUUAUGUGAAAAAGAGUAAAUGCGAAUAGUGGGAGAUGGAAAUGCAUUUGCCGAAUAAAUUCUGACGUAGCGAACAUUAAACCCAGGAGACUGAUCGUUUAGCUGUUUGGGCGGGUAAUGUGAUUGGUCAACGUCGUUCCAAGCUCUUGCUCCAUCAAAAAUUCUGCAUUUCUUUUUCUGUGUGCAGCAUUCAGUCUGGCAAUUACAAGCUGCACUGCUAGUAAAUUAAUGACUUGCUUCACCAUGACUACAUAUAGUCCUCUUUCCAAUUUCUAUGCAUGCCUUGUUUUGUUUACUGCCGGUUACUAAAUUACCAAAACCACUGUCAUUUGUUCGAACAACUUAAUUUGCAUUUACUUGUUUUUUGGCGAAUUUUAAAAAAAGAUUCGCUUCACAUUUGGAUGGAAACCCAGCUAAUGUUCCAUAUGACCUUUUUCUCUUUUAUUUGGUACAGGGAAAGCAAAACUCAAAAAUGGCUAAAAACCUGCUGAAAAAUCCAUAUGGAGAUCAUGAUUUUAGUAACUGGGAGUUGACGAAGAACGGUGGAGACAAAUGGGAAAUUCACAAGAUGACAGAAAAUGCAGUGGCUUCAUACUUCUGCACCUCAUUUCAGCCGUGUCUAAAAAAACAAGUGAUUAUUCUGCUGCAAAGCGGUUAUGAUGCUGCAUAUUUAGAUUCUGCGCCUGAAGUGACUGUGAAGGACUGGUACCGCACUAGAGAUGACUGUGGGGGCGUUUAUAGGCUUACUGUGUCACUGCUCAAUGAAAAUCGUGAGGUCAUUGCUACAUUUAAGCCGGCUGAUGUGACUGUGCCCCAGGGUACCCCUUGGACACAGGUGACACACACGUUUAAAGGUUAUGGUCCUGGUCUACGCUUCAUCUCUUUUGAACAUGGUGGUCAAGACAAUAAAAACUGGAAAGGCUGGUUUGGAGUGAGAGUCACUGGAAGUUCUGUCACCAUACCCCCAAAACCCUAAUAUGUGAUUCAAUAAUGUUACUGAUUGGUCAACACUUUGCUUUUAACCAUACUAUAACUACAAAUAAUAUUAAAGUAACAUUACAGAAUCUACACGGCUAAACCUUACUGAAAAAGCAAAGCCUUUGCUUACUUUUAAAGAUUUAAAUGCAUAUUCAUAAACUUAUCUCUGAAUGAAAAAUGAAAACGAGUGAAGGAUUAAUUGAAAUUAUUUU